Messenger RNA from Drosophila subpulchrella, 841 nucleotides. Its product is annotated as calmodulin-like. Gene Ontology annotation, molecular function: calcium ion binding. The record is from RefSeq and is a predicted model, not a curated record. NCBI's taxonomy places the organism in Eukaryota, Metazoa, Arthropoda, Insecta, Diptera, Drosophilidae. The transcript has 2 exons. The coding region runs from base 205 to 648 and encodes 147 amino acids.
UCCAUUAUGUCAGGUCCACAUUUAGUUCAUUCAAAGUUCAAACGCGGCUCGGGCAACACCGGAUACCAAAAAUAUAUUUUUGUUUAUUUCCAUUUUUAACUGAAGUGCAAAAUUUCAAAAUUCUCUGAUAAAAUUUGUACAAAGAAAAGUGGAAAUUGAGGGGUGAAGCACUGACUAGCAUUGAAAACCGAACCAAUUGCCGACAUGAGCGAAUCACAUAAGGCCGAGUUGAAGGAGAUCUAUGCUCUGUUGAACAAGGAGAACUCCUCGGGGGUCAUCACCAUCGAGGAUCUGGAUGCGGUGAUGCAGCAACUGGGCCGCCGUCCCAGUGCCGAGGAGCUGCGCGAGAUGGUCCUGGCGGCGGACUCCGAGGGCAGUGGAUCCGUGGACUUCCAGCGCUUCUGCCGCAUGAUGAUACGCGCCGAGCGGGAGCAGCUGCUCCGCGAGUCCUUCCAGCGCUUCGAUCGCGACGGCGACGGCGUCCUCUCCGCCGAGGAGCUCCAGCUGGCCCUGGAGGAGACCCUCGAGGAGGAGCCCGACCGGGCCGCCGUCCAAGAGAUGAUGCAGGAGGGCGACCCCGAGGGCACCGGGUUCAUCUCCUGCGCCAACUUCAUGCAAAUGGCCCUCAAGUACCAGAAGGACGAAUAGGGAUGGUUGCCACUAAAUUCAAAUUCCUUUUGAAUUGUCAGGGUUCCCCAUUUGUGAUCAAGCUUGGCCUGCAGAAAAUUCUAUGUCCAAAGGUUCCAAACACACACACACACACAGACCAAGUCCUGCCCAGAGAAAUGGCAAAAUUAGACAUUUCCUUAAAUAAAUGUACAUAUAAUACUUGCUGAAUACA